This is a messenger RNA of Drosophila virilis, 968 nucleotides long. RefSeq names its product serine protease SP24D. The record is from RefSeq and is a predicted model, not a curated record. Lineage: Eukaryota; Metazoa; Arthropoda; Insecta; Diptera; Drosophilidae. Gene Ontology annotation, molecular function: serine-type endopeptidase activity. Gene Ontology annotation, biological process: proteolysis.
GUUUAAAUUGAACCCAAAAUGCGGCCAGUUCAUAAUGUUUGCCUGCUAUUCCUGCUGCUCGGCGCAGCUGUGAGCUCUGUGGCGGCACAGAAGGGCCGACUACUGGAUGGCCAGGCGGCCGCUGUUGGCUCCCAUCCCUACAGCGUGUCGCUGCAGCGUAAUGGCGCCCAUGUCUGUGGAGCCGCUCUGAUCAGCAACAAGGUCUGCCUGACCGCCGCUCAUUGCGUCACCAUCGGCGGCAUUGAAAGCUAUCCGGCACGCAGUUUCUUGGUGCGCGCGGGCAGCAUUCAGCGUGUGGCUGGCGGUCAGCUGGCCCAGGUGGCGCGCAUAAUAGUGCACAAGGACUAUGCGAAUGGACUCAAUGAUCUGGCUUUGGUUGUGCUCGAGCAGGCCCUGACGCUGAAUGCCAAUACACAGCCCAUUGCCCUGGCCAGCGAAGCGCCACCCGCCGGCGCGGAGAUCACCUACACCGGCUGGGGUGCCAUACGCAAUCAGGGCGCGCUUAGCCAACGUCUGCUGGUGGGCAGCCGCCAGGCAAUUAGUGCAGCCGACUGCCAGAAGCAGCUGUAUAUAGAUGACGAGGGACUCUUGUGCCUGACGUCAGCAUCAGAGACGGCCUCCGACGGCAUAUGUCAGGGCGAUGCCGGUGCGCCGGCUGUCUAUAAGGACGAGCUGGUUGCCAUUGGCGGCUUCUAUGCUGACGUUUGUGGCAGCUCUCUGCCCAAUGGAUUUAUGAAUGUCGCCCAUUACCUAGACUGGAUUAAGGCUAAUAUGUAAAACAGUUGAACCCAUCAAUGCGAUCGAUCCGCAGUCAGCUCCACGACGUAUGCAUGACACGAAUGUGCCAACACAAAGGCUUUCUAUGAUAUGAUAGUCAUAUAAGAUUCUAAAAAAUAAAAUUUCAUCGCUGCUCGAUACCUAAUUUAGGAUCAAGCUGGAUCGUGUGAGUGAUCUACUAAAUACCCAAA